AAGAACAACUUCUCACCAUAGUCGGCUUUGAAUCAGAAAAACAGUGGAGAGGAACGCUAGCUCAUGUCAGAAACUAGGGCAAAAGUGGUUUCCCUCUGGGUCUGGGAUGAUACUGAGAUACUGGGCUAUCCUUCCUUUCCAACAGGAACAAUAUGGCAUGUGUGUAAAGCUUCUGAGACUGGAGCAUUAAUGCUCUUCAUUCCCUGCUCUGUGUAGUGCUGCUGCUGUUACCACUGUGAGGAACUUAAGAGCAGUGCAGAGCACACAGCCUCAAGUAACAGCACUUGCUCCAUUGCAGUAACAAGCGACUUGUGGCCUUAGUGCCAAAUGACACUUCAUUCAACACCAGACGAGCCUACACCAGUGAAGAUGAAGCCUGGAAGUCGUAUUUGGAGAAUCCCCUAACAGCAGCUACCAAGGCUAUGAUGAGCAUAAAUGGUGAUGAGGACAGUGCUGCUGCUCUUGGCCUAUUGUAUGACUAUUAUAAAGUUCCCAGAGAUAAAAGGCUGUUGUCUGUUAACAAAGUGAGUGAUAAUCAAGAAGACCAAGAUAAAAGAAAUUGUCUUAAUACCACGGAAGCUCAGAAUAACUUGAGUGGGGGAGAGAACCGUGUGCAAGUCCUGAAGACAGUGCCAGUUAAUCUCUCCUUGAACCAAGAUCCUUUGGAGUCGUCCAAAAGGGAAUACAACACAAAUGUGUCUGGGAGCUCAACGCCCAUCACAGGGACCGCAGUGACUGUGGUUAAAGCAGAAGAAUUCACACCUGUUUUUAUGACCCCACAAACACACUAUGCAAGAGGAGAAAACGAGGAACACCGAGGAGUUAUCUUUGAACCAUAUGAAGUGUCCAACAUUGCUCCCCACACAAAUUAUCUCAAAGAUGACCAGCGCAGUACUCCUGACAGUACCUACAGUGACACCUUCAAAGAUGGAGGAACAGAAAAGUAUCGGAGUGUGUCAGUGGGGGCUGAAGAAUAUAUUUAUGAACAAACAAGCAGCACUUUUCAGUAUACGCUAGAAGCUACCAAGUCUCUGCGUCAAAAGCAAGGGGAAGGACCCAUGACCUACUUGAACAAAGGACAGUUCUAUGCCAUCACCCUGAGUGAGACGGGUGACAACAAAUGCUUCCGGCACCCCAUCAGCAAAGUCAGGAGUGUGGUCAUGGUUGUUUUCAGUGAGGAUAAAAACAGAGAUGAACAGCUGAAAUAUUGGAAGUACUGGCAUUCCCGGCAGCACACAGCUAAACAGAGAGUCCUUGACAUUGCUGAUUACAAGGAGAGUUUUAAUACCAUUGGGAAUAUUGAAGAAAUUGCAUUCAAUGCUGUGUCCUUUACUUGGGAUGUCAAUGAGGAGGCAAAGAUUUUCAUCACAGUGAAUUGCUUGAGCACAGACUUCUCCUCACAAAAAGGAGUAAAAGGGCUUCCUUUGAUGAUUCAGAUCGAUACUUACAGCUACAACAACCGCAGCAAUAAACCUAUCCACCGAGCCUACUGCCAGAUCAAGGUUUUUUGUGACAAGGGAGCAGAAAGGAAAAUCCGAGAUGAAGAGAGAAAGCAGAACAGGAAGAAAGGCAAAGGCCAGGCAUCCCAAGCCUCAUGUAAUAACACAGCUGAAGGGAAGUUGAGUGCACUCCCUCUGCAGAAAAAGAGUGAUAUCACCUUCUUCAAAACAAUGGCUGACCUGGAUUCCCAGCCAGUUCUCUUCAUACCUGAUGUUCACUUUGGAAACCUACAAAGAACUGGACAGGUUUACUAUAAUACAGAUGAUGAGAGAGAAGGUAGCAGUGUCCUGGUCAAAAGGAUGUUCCGGCCUGUGGAGGAAGAGUUUGGUCCCUCCCCUUUGAAACAAAUCAAAGAAGAAGGUCUGAAAAGAGUGCUUUUGUAUGUGAGGAAGGAGACAGAUGAGGUGUUUGAUGCUUUGAUGCUGAAAUCACCCACAGUAAAGGGGCUAAUGGAAGCUAUCUCUGAGAAAUAUGGGCUGCCAGUUGAAAAGAUUGCAAAACUUUAUAAGAAGAGCAAAAAGGGUAUCCUGGUAAACAUGGAUGACAACAUUAUUGAGCACUACUCCAACGAGGACACGUUCAUCCUGCACAUGGAGAACAUGGUUGAAGGCUUCAAGAUCACACUGACAGAGAUCUAGCCUCAGGCAGAGCCUUUUUGUAAGGAACCACAGCAUUUCAUUCUUCUUGGAAAGCAGAAGAUUCCCCGUGAACUUGACAGAUGUUGAUCAGAGAAACUGUUACAAGACUGCAUUGAAAAUAUUGUCCAUUCUGCACAUGUGCACCCACUGCAUACAGACUUGGGUUUGUCAAGCACAAGGCCACUCACAUUAACCUGGUCCCUUAUUUAUUGUUCCCUACUCUCUAGUGUACAAGCAGUUACCAACCCCCAGAUUUGUAACCAGAUGACCCACUGCAAAUGUGAAAUGCAGCAUUUUAAUCCAUACUUCAGUGUGGAUAAGCUCAUUCUAAAACAUGUUAAGUAACUAUGCUGGUCUAGUUUCAGAAAUCUGGUAUAAAUCACUUUACCAGUAGUUGUCUCCGUCAUUGCUAAAAAUCUGUUGCAGUGCUAAAGAUGGGGAAAGUGGCUGACAGUUCACUUGCUCAGAUUGAUCCAUAUCUCUCUAUACUGUACAGUCUUGCCAAAUACCUCUGGUAGUUCUCAGCACGUAGCAAUGAGGACUUGUAAGUAAGGCAUUCAGCUACAAAUGUCACUUGUAAGUAAAUGGUAAAGAAACCAUUUUAACCUUGUAUAUAAUGUUUAUAAUAUGCAAUAAUAUAUUUUAACUACUGUAUGUGGGCAUGUUUACUGCCUCUAUGUUUUUGUAUGUAUUUGGUUUAGGGUUUAAUAGAAUCUUUCCUAGAGGAGUAAAUCGCUGCAAUCUGUUAAGGAGUGUAUACUGAGAAGCUGAUAACUGAAUCUGUACUCAUAUGCUCCAUCCUCACUUACACAGUUAUAUAUUGAAAUAUUAGAGCAGACUCUGCUACCAGGGGUUGGAUGCUCUGGUACAAUGGGGCCCACCUUAGGUGCCCAAGUCCCAGCUGUAGAUACCUGAGUGUCCCAUGCAGCCGUAACAAAAUUCAAGAGACACCGUGUGUCUGCUGCCUGGUUUGCCUAGAGGUACAGAAAGGAAUUCUUCCUGGUCGUCUUCCUUUGAUGAAGUGGAGGCUCUUAAAGUGUCCUUUUCUCAAACCUGUGGUGGGAAGGUUCUUUCCGCAGCAGCCGGUACAUCAAAGCAUUUCUCUAGACUGUAAGAAACAGGACUUCAAACUCUUCCUCUUAAGUGUACUUGCUCUUGUAUUUCCAUUGAAUGAUUCUGUUGUGAUUCCUAGGACACUAGGACAUAGAAGCCUGGGCUUGGUAUAAAUAGUUUAUCAAAACUGGAACAAUUUUUCCAGUGGAGAGUAAGUAUCCGACAACUGAGGUGUGGAGAUAGGUCUCUCUCUCAAGGGCUGCAUCUGAAUCCAAGUUGAACUGCAUGGUUAUUCCAUCAGAUUCCACGCCUGCCUUAUGAAUUCUGUGAAGAAAUAAAGUUGUGCAGGCUAAAAUCAUACCAGGAAAGGGGUUAAAGGCCUGAAUGUCCCUAUGACAUCCAAACCCAGCACCUCUCUCUCUCCGUUCCAGCUCCUCUGCCUAUUGUAAAGAGCUCCUCAUGCAGCAUAUAAUUCCAUGAGUUUCAGCUGCAUUUUUUUCUCUAUGCACUAUACAUGGAUCCUGUGUGACAGACAGAAGUGUGGGUCCUUUCCUACAUGCAGCUUUUAGAAUUUAUUCUUUUCCUUCUGAAACCUUUUCUCCUUUAGAACCUUUAUUUUUAGGUGGUUAAUGGCAGAAAGAAACACUGCCUAGUAUAACAGGGCUCACGUAGUGUUUUGAGCUGUGUGGAGGUAUUUACAUUCAAGCAAAGUAGCUGGGGUAACUGACCAGUCUGAUUUGGCCAUAUCUGCAUGAAUUAUCCUGCAAGUUCUUGCACACUUCCUUAACUUCAAGUAGCAUCCCAUUAAAAUCUCUACUUCUGUUAGAAAUGUUAGAUACAUGUCAAGGUUUCUGUGGGACCAGAAACUAUAAAAGGUUCAGGCUGGUAGUGUCAGGGCUAGCAUCCAGAAUCCACAUAUGCCUGUAGAGCAAAGUGUGUAUCCUGUCUUUCUCCUGCCCUUUUCUUUUGGUAUGCACUCUUUCUCCUGAUGCAGAAUUCUGUAGUAAUGUCCUUAACUUUAUAUAAAAAUGCACUCCAGAAAAAUGCUCUUGCUACCCUGCUCAAGAGCAAACAUCCUGGGAAUACAAGAGAUUUAAGAUUGUUCCAUUUGUUUCUACUUGGCUCAGACUGAGAUGAAAAGUCUAUGCUGAUUUAUCCCAGAUACUUUUUUCCUAAAGGAAAAAAAGAGGACAGUUUGGACAGGAGGCAUUAGGAACUGGGACCAGCAUGCAGGACUGCUGAGCAAUACUGUUAGUUCUUGUAUUUCUAUGUUGGUGUUUAGAAUCCUCAGAAUAUCAGCUAGGAUCUCUCAGCUGGUCAAGAUGUCUGGGCAGAAGCUGCAGGUUAAGCGUAGGAGUAAAUGUAUGCAGGAGUUGAGCCUUGGUUCUGCCCCCAACAAGCCUGCUGUCCAAGGGAAUGCCUGGGGCUGGCCUGGGUUGGAAUGUGCUGUGUUAUGAAAGGACAGUGAGAAUUCAGGCAUCACAGAGAAGGACAGGCUGUCCUGGCAGCACCAGCACUCAGGUUAAUGGGAUGUUGUUGUCUUACACUUGGGUGGAGAUGAGCUGAGAUCGGUUGGGUGCUGCAGCAUCCUCUGAUGAGGAGCAGUGCAGGAUCAGUGAGAAGUGCAAUGCUCCAGGAAUACUGGGGCUUAAGGAACUAUCUUUCCAUUGUCAUUUUAGCAGCUUUCAGUCAGCCACUAUCCAGAGAAGGAAAGUUGCUUCCAAGAUUAACUGAAAGCUAUUCUAAAUACAUUUUAAAGUGUGCAAAUUCCUGAUAGUAGAAAGCUGAUACUCCUGACUUUAGUUCCUUCUUACAGUCUCAAUGAAGUUAUCAGGAAGGCAACUAGAUUGGUGGUAAGAUUAUUUU
This is a messenger RNA of Corvus hawaiiensis (hawaiian crow), 5057 nucleotides long. It is a transcript of the gene GRHL2, whose product is annotated as grainyhead like transcription factor 2. Gene Ontology annotation, cellular component: nucleus. NCBI's taxonomy places the organism in Eukaryota, Metazoa, Chordata, Aves, Passeriformes, Corvidae. The transcript is spliced from 16 exons. Gene Ontology annotation, biological process: brain development; regulation of transcription by RNA polymerase II; neural tube development. The coding region runs from base 423 to 2138 and encodes 571 amino acids. The record is from RefSeq and is a predicted model, not a curated record. Gene Ontology annotation, molecular function: DNA-binding transcription activator activity, RNA polymerase II-specific; RNA polymerase II cis-regulatory region sequence-specific DNA binding.